Paramormyrops kingsleyae is the source of this 3445-nucleotide messenger RNA. RefSeq names its product unk zinc finger (gene unk). Gene Ontology annotation, molecular function: mRNA CDS binding; metal ion binding. NCBI's taxonomy places the organism in Eukaryota, Metazoa, Chordata, Actinopteri, Osteoglossiformes, Mormyridae. Gene Ontology annotation, biological process: cell morphogenesis involved in neuron differentiation. The record is from RefSeq and is a predicted model, not a curated record.
GCCAUACAGGCCAAUUCCACUUCGGGGACUGCAGCCAGUGCCGGACCUUCCUCCUCCUCUUCUUCUUCCUCGUCAGCUGGCGGCUCGACGUCUCCCGCUAACGUACUGCACGUACAGCCCGAGAAACCGCAGCACUACACGUACGUAGCCAACACACCCUCACGUGCACUUGCAGUCAUAGGCCAUUACGCACCUGACAUGGCAAGCGACGACGGUGAGCUAUAGCUAUCUGUAGCUAAUUGGGCGGGCAUGGUGCUCGCGUUCGAACUGGUCCGUACCGGUUUGUACCAGUUCAAACCGACGCAGGGUUGAAGCGGAGGCCUACACACGAAAACCUUCACUUGUUACCUGAAGGAGUUCCGCACGGAGCAGUGCCCGCUCUUUGUGCAGCACAAGUGCACGCAGCACCGCCCCUUUGCCUGCUUUCACUGGCAUUUCCUCAACCAGCGCCGUCGCCGUCCGGUUCGGCGCAGAGACGGCACGUUCAACUACAGUCCGGACAUCUACUGCACCAAAUACGACGAGGGCACGGGAACCUGCCCCGAUGGAGACGAUUCUCUGUUUGUGCGUCAGAUGCCCUUUCUUGCACCGGACAGCUGGCGAUACUGAGCGACGGUAUCACCUCCGUUACUACAAAACAGGCUCCUGCAUCCAUGAGACUGACAGCAAGGGGCACUGCAGCAAAAACGGCCCCCACUGUGCCUUUGCCCACGGCUCCCACGACCUACGCAGUCCCGUCUACGACAUCAGCAGGGAGGUGCAGAUGAUCGAGGCGCAGGCCGGCACUGGGGGCACGGAGGGAGCCGCUGGAGAGGGGCAGUCGGGACUGGCGGCCAGCACGGCCCUCAUAGAGAAGAUCCUGGCUGAGGAACCUAGCUGGCAAGAUAACAACUACGUGCUGUCGCAUUACAAGACGGAGCUGUGCAAGAAGCCGCCUCGCCUCUGUCGCCAAGGUUACGCCUGUCCGUAUUAUCACAACAGCAAGGACCGUCGGCGCAGUCCGCACAAACAUAAGUACAGAGCGCUGCCCUGCCCUGCUGUGAAGCACAGUGAUGAGUGGGGUGACCCCAGCAAGUGUGAGAGCGCGGAGAGCUGUCAGUACUGCCACACUCGCACUGAGCAGCAGUUCCACCCAGAGAUAUAUAAGUCGACUAAGUGUAAUGACAUGCAGCAGUCUGGCGCCUGCCCUAGAGGCCCCUUCUGUGCCUUUGCGCACUUGGAGCAUCCUAGCAUUAAUGAGGAAAUCCAGCAGGUGUUCCUAAACCCCAGUUCCCCGCUGCCGUCAGGGACCAUGAUGGAUGACACAGGCCAGGGGAGCCCCGGGAGCCCCCAAGGCUGCAUUGGUAUUGGUGGCGCCCCUUUUGCCCCCUCUAGUGGUGCAUGUGUACCAGAGCAAGGCCUCCGAGGAAGGCUGCUUGGUGAGGACUCACCCGGCCUAGAUGCCCCUCUGACUCCUUGGGUGGGAGACGGGGGAUACGGACGGGCACCAGGCUUUGAGCGAGAGGACCAGGCGAAACAGAAAACUAUCUCCGUGGAGCAUCGCUGCAGAGAGACGACGCACAUUCACAGUAAGCAGGACCUGAUGGUCUUCCUCCCAGUGGGCAGUCCUCUCAGCAUGUCGUCCAGUGUGCCCUCCAGCCUGGCUGCCACGCCCCCAAGCCCUGCCCCUCCUGGCCCAUCUCCUGGCAUGAAUGCCAAUGCUCUACCCUUUUACCCCACCAGUGACACCGUGGAGUCUGUUGUUGAGUCAGCUCUGGAUGAUCUUGACCUGAACGACUUUGGCAUGUCGGCCCUGGAGAAGAGCCUUGACAGCAGUACUGCAGCCCCCAUCCAGGGAGGAAGCCAGCUACAGAGCUCUGCACCGGUCAACAUUCCUGGCUCUUUCAGUAGCUCCGCCCCAUUCCGCUCACCCUCACCCUCACCACCAAUCAGAGCACUAACAUCCCCCUUCCUUUCUGCUCACUUGCCACAACCUGGCCAAUCAGAAGGCAGCUUUCUGGGUCCAUCACACAGCUCUCUUGGGCUAAAUGGGAUGAGUUGCAGUAUCUGGGAGCACCUCCCUCCAUCACAGGGCUCCCCCGGCACACCCCCGACCCUGCAUCCUUCUGGCCUGUGUAUGGAGGCGACACGACUGAAACAGGAAGUGGAGGAUGCAAACCGGGUGCUGAAACACUGGGACCACAGCUGGAGGCAGAUGGCCCAGUCCUGGGCGAUCAUGAAGGCAGAUGCUGAGGAGUCCCGGGUUCUGGCGAGCCGGCUGGCCCUGGAGGCAGAGCAGGCGCAGCGAGGGGAAGAGGAGGCCCAGCGGCAGGCCAGUCUCUUGGAAGAGGCCCUGGAGAGUCUGCAGAAUGCAGAAAACCCCCACCUGUCCCUGCAUCAGCUGCAGUUGUUGCACCGUCUGCCCCUUGAGGCUGUGUGCAGUCUCCAGGCGCAACUGUGCACCUGCCUGCGUACUGUGGAACAGGCAGUAUUCAGGAAACAGCGGCUGUGCUGUGCAGUGUGUGGUGAGCUGGGCUCAGUCACGUUACCUUGCCAACAUGGGCUGCUGUGCGAGGGCUGUGCCAGCUCUAGCGAGUGCCCGGCCUGUGCGGAACACCAGCAGGCGCUGGGUCUGCCUUCCUGACUUUGCCCCAAACUCCACAGCUCACCAAAUUUCUGACUGUGCCCUGCGUCUUUCGUCAGAUUUAACCCAGAGGUUUCCCUUGUGGUGGACUGUUAACGGAACAAGACAUACAGCUACAUUAACAGGUGUUGCAUUGGUUACUGAGGAUGGACACCUGUCUACAUCUCUCCUCAUUACCUGGUCGUACUGGUUUUUAGUCUGGGCAAGGAAUUUGCCAAGGAGUCAAAGAACAAAAACAACAGGGGUGCCAGCACUACAUGCUUGGACUCCUAAGGACAAGACUUGUUUCUCUCAAGUUUCUCAAUGUUAUAAUAAACAAUUCUCAUAAAAUUUUAAAUGUUAAACCUGUCAGGUUUAAGCUGUAUUGCCUUUAACUGGAAAACUGAGGAAAAACACACAAUCAAACUGGGCAUAUUCAAUCAUUUAUUUAGCUUUUUAUUAUAUUUUUCCAUUACAAAACGACAUCUGUUUGCCGAUACAAACGGGCAUGGCAUUCAGUAUUUCUUUCCUCCCCUACCUUCUGGAUAUUGUAUACGUACUAAUUUUUUUUAUAUUCCAGUCAAUAUUCAGUAUCUAAAGGUGUGGAAUAUUGAUCAAUGAUCUAUGAAUCUUCCUCUACAUAACUGAACACUCAAGAAAACUAGUCGCAUGCUUGUCAUGGUGCAAGGUGACAGAUGGGACCUACUAGCCACCCACUGCUGGACCUCUGGGUCACACUGUGGGGACGGUCAUCGCCAUCUGCCCUAGAAAACUGGACAGCAGUGUCUCAUCAUGUCUUUUUGUUUUUGUAUAGAAAAAUAAAUUUUUAUAUUUUUGGAUUAA